This is a messenger RNA of Brettanomyces bruxellensis, 837 nucleotides long. RefSeq lists its product as uncharacterized. Gene Ontology annotation, biological process: coenzyme A biosynthetic process. The transcript is spliced from 2 exons. Lineage: Eukaryota; Fungi; Ascomycota; Pichiomycetes; Pichiales; Pichiaceae. The record is from RefSeq and is a predicted model, not a curated record. Gene Ontology annotation, molecular function: dephospho-CoA kinase activity. The coding region runs from base 1 to 837 and encodes 278 amino acids.
AUGAGCUAUGAAAAUCCGCUCUUAACUGUAACGUUGGAUGAAGUGCGCAAUAAAAGUAUUCUGGGAAGUAUUUUGAAGGCGUCAUAUGAAAAUGUUGCCUGUGAUUCCUGUCUUUAUGUUCUCAUUAGACACAAAUAUGAACAAUUAAAGCCAUUGAUGAAAGAUUUGGUGACUAUAUAUGAUCUUGCAAGAUGCUACGGAUUUGACGACAAUUCUAAGACAAUAUAUGUGCUGUUCGGCGACAAUUACAAAAAGCUUCAUGAGACUUGUAAUUGGUCGAUACUACUUUAUAGCAUUCAAUCUGCCUUGACUGAUUUUGACAAGAAAGAAAAAUAUAAAACGCUAAAGAUUAGUCUUGAUGACGAUAUUCUUACAGAAAAGCAUUCGGUCUCGGAAAAUAAUGGUGGAUAUUCCUCCGCAUUCAAACAGGAAUAUGGUACAGUUGCUGUAGGUGGUACGUUUGAUCAUUUGCAUGAUGGACAUAAGAUUCUUUUAAGCGCUUCCUCAUUUAUAGCAAGAGAUAUCCUAAUAGUAGGUGUGACGGGUGAGAAACUAUUAGUGCAUAAGAAAUAUGCUGAGUUUCUACAAUCAUAUAAUUAUAGGGUUGAACAGGUAAGAAAGUUCCUGAAACUUAUAAACUAUGAGCAGCUUGUUAGUCAAGAAACGAUAUCUGGUGGAAAAUAUGUCAAUAAUGUGAGAAAACAAAAGGGAUUCAAAGAACUCGAAAUUGUCGAGGUUCAAGUAAUUGGUGGUGGAACAGCACAAAACAAUUUCAAACAGAAGCUUAGCAGCACUGAGCUAAGACGGCGUGAAUCACAAAUGAAGGAACUACCGUAA